AUGUCGACCUCGAUCGAGCAACAGAUAGACGCGCUGCGGAACUACUCAGCUUGCGAUGUCUCUGAUGCACUUCUCAAACUCCAAAAACCAGUGGAGGGUGUCCCUGCGCGAGCGGGCUAUCUGGCUGAUUUUAGUAAUUUCUCCAUCUCUCUGUCUGCCUGUCUAUCAACGUUUUCUAAUCCAUCACGAUGCAUUAUCCCAGUGCCAUUCUCUCCCUCCAUCGGUCGAAAUGAGACUCUUCCUAAAAUCAUCGCCCCAGCCUCCACUUUCAAAUUCAUUGCCAAAUCUGGCAUUGCGGAUUCCUCCGACACCCAGGGGUUCCCUGCAGGCACGCACUGGGUUGACUGGGCCGAGCCAAACACUAUUGCGGUGAUUGAACAGCCUUCGGGACAGCAUUGUGCCGUACUAGGAGGUAUCCUGGCGUUGCGCAUGAAGACUCUAGGAGUCAAGGGGGCGGUGGUGAAUGGACGAGUUAGGGAUUUAGCGGAGCUAAAGGAGUGCCAAUUACCGGUCUGGGCCAAUGGAACCUCGACUGUGGGAACCGCCGCCGAAGCAAAGCCGGGAGCUCGCAAUGUCCCCGUCAACCUCGGAGGAGUGACGGUGUCUCCGGGCGAUAUCAUCUUCUGUGAUCCUUUGGAAGGCAUCGUCUCCAUACCGCGGGAUCUGCUACAUUCAGUGCUGGAACUGAUGCCGAAACUGGGCGCUAUGGAUGACAAGGUCAAGGAGGCUGUGGCUCAGGGCUCGUCCGUAUUCCAUGCAUUUCAGAAGUUCCGUACCAGGAUCUAG
This is a messenger RNA of Aspergillus tanneri, 786 nucleotides long. RefSeq names its product RraA family protein. The transcript has 4 exons. The record is from RefSeq and is a predicted model, not a curated record. The coding region runs from base 1 to 786 and encodes 261 amino acids. NCBI's taxonomy places the organism in Eukaryota, Fungi, Ascomycota, Eurotiomycetes, Eurotiales, Aspergillaceae.